Messenger RNA from Saccharomyces mikatae IFO 1815, 4701 nucleotides. It is a transcript of the gene RKR1, whose product is annotated as ubiquitin-protein ligase RKR1. The record is from RefSeq and is a predicted model, not a curated record. Gene Ontology annotation, cellular component: RQC complex; cytosol. Gene Ontology annotation, biological process: rescue of stalled cytosolic ribosome; ribosome-associated ubiquitin-dependent protein catabolic process. Bases 1 to 4701 code for a protein of 1566 amino acids. The transcript has a single exon. NCBI's taxonomy places the organism in Eukaryota, Fungi, Ascomycota, Saccharomycetes, Saccharomycetales, Saccharomycetaceae. Gene Ontology annotation, molecular function: zinc ion binding; ubiquitin protein ligase activity; ribosomal large subunit binding.
AUGUCAUUUGGUGGAAUUAACACAUUUCAACAGUAUAACACAGAUUUAGGGCUAGGUCAUAAUGGUGUUAGAAUAUCCUUAAAUUACUUUGAUGGUUCACCUGAUCCAAGUCUUUUAAACUCUCUGUACUCGAACGAGUUGAAACUUAUUUUCAAAUCUCUUUUGAAAAGAGAUGAAACGACAAAAGAAAAAGCUUUGACAGAUCUUUCCAAUCUGAUGAAAGACUUUGACCAAAAUGGAUGUUUUUUCGAUGACAUUUUUCUUCUCUGUUGGUCACAGAUAUAUCCUAAGCUAAUAAUCAGUGAUUACAAGUUUAUCAGACUACAAUCUCAUCAAAUUACUAUAACGCUUGUCAAAACUCUCAAGAAGAAAAUAUCCAAAUUUCUGAAGGAUUUUAUUCCCUUGAUUCUUCUGGGUACGUGUGAACUGGAUUAUAGUGUGGCUAAGCCUUGUUUUAAUGAAUUAGCAGAAUGUUUUAACAAAGACCCGGCAAAGAUCAAUGCUUUAUGGGUUGUCUUUCAAGAGCAACUAUUGGAUUUAAUAAAAGAAAUUGUUGUAAACGAAAAUAAAGAUAGCAUUUCGGAUGAACGUUAUUUCAGUAGAGAAGAAUCUGAAUUUAGAUACCAUAGGGUUAUAGCAAGUGCAGUAGUACUGCUAAUAAAAUAUUUUGUUCAUAAUAAAGAUACCUCAGAACGUAAAUCUUCCUGUAUUGAAGAAAUUCUUUCUGAUGAAUCAAUCUGGAAGUUACUGAAUUUAAAAAAUGGGCAAAGUACGAAUACUUACGAAACCGUUCUUCAAUUAAUUGAUGUACUUUAUACAAGUGGUUACAUGAUCUCUCACAAAGAUAUAAGAAAGAUAGCGGUUAAAAAAUUACUGAAAUCGCUGACACAUGUCUCAUCAAAGAAUAUUUUAAAAGUACGCUCUAUUCUCCCACCAAUACUAAAUCUUUUGACCACCCUAGAUAAUUAUAAAGAUGGGAAAAUUUGGACAUACGAUAAAUCUUCCAAAGAAAAACUACUCGGGUUUUUGUCUGUGUCAUGUAAUUCACCAACACCAGGAUUUUUCAAAGGUGUAUUGGCAUUGUAUUUAUCAACAAAAAGACACGGUUUACUUGACUAUGAUCUUGAAUGGCUUCCGAUUUGGCAAAAAUCAAUUCAAAAAUUGAAUGAGAAGAGCAUUUCUGGCAGAAAUGGCCCUAUGGUUCUCAAUGAGUUUUGGGUGAAUUUCUUGAAGUUUACUGAGGAUUCAUCAGAAAAAAAAGUAAAAGAAACAGUAGAAUUGGAGAUUUUAAGUACUCUGUCUAGCGGGAGAUCUUUAACUGAGCACACAGAAUUGAAUCACACUCUUUGUGGUGUCUUUCCGGCCUAUAAGUGGGAGCAAAAAAUUGAAGAUUACUUUACAUCAGAUGAGGAGACAAGAAAAAGAAAGGUCAAUUUCGAAAAGAAUCUUUUCGCGCUAUUAGUAAUUUCACCUAAUAACGAAUCUGCAAUCAAUUCUCUGUUUGAUUUUUUUGUGCACUUGAUUGAAGAAGAUCCUACAAAUGUCUUCAGGAAAUACAACGGUGUAUGUGAAGGCCUCAAUUAUUUUUUUGAUUCUAAGAUGGUUUUCCUAAAUGAGAAAGUAGAGAAAUUUAUAUAUGAAACUACAACGUUGGUUCAAGAAUCUACGUAUGAAAACUUUGCUGCUAUCGUUACACUUUACUCAAAUUCUAUCUUUUUUGAAAUGAACAAAAAUGCAAUUAUGUCGUUGGAAGACUUUUUUACUGUUGCUUUUUCUCUUGAUAUUCCGAAGGCAUUGAUUUUAAACACAAUGGAUAAGUUGAACAAUAAUGUUUACCAACAACUGCUGAAAUCAGAUUCUCUCGAAUUAGAGUUUUACAUUGAAGAUUACAUGAAAAGUUAUAACUUUGACGACAACGGGAAAUUAUUCAAAGGUAAGAGUAAAUUUUUGAACCAAAAAACUAUUUCCACACUUUAUCAAAGUGCAAUUGCCAAUGAUCAAUUUGAACUUUUUUGCACUUAUUUACCUCAAUUGGAUAAAGAGAUUUUUUCGAUGCUGUUGCUAAAUACUGACUUUCUUUCUUAUGCACUUUAUGAAAUUCCAGAAGAAAUCAACGAAAAACUAUUCAGGUCAUUAUUACAGUUGGCUAAAGAGAAUUCUACAAUUGCUAAUAAAUUGGCUCGGGUUAUUUUGCAUCAUGCUCAGGACCAUUUUAUUCCUGCAGCUAAAAAGAACUAUAUCAAGCACACUGUGGAGUUAAUUAAUAACUGCAAUAGUACUUCUUUCAUAUUCUUUCCCAUUGACACAGCCGAAAUUUUCGAAAGGUAUAUGCCGUCGAUUGAUUAUAGGUCAUCCUUGGUGAGCGUCUUAGGUAUUAAUACGCACUUGUUCGUUAAAGAAGAUAAAUCUAUUGACUUCAAAAACACGCAAAAGUUAAUUAGGUAUGCUCUGUUCUUAGAUUCGUUGCUCAAAGACCUACCAGAGUACGUCAAUAACCGUAUUGUUGUAUUUAUAACAGUAGUGUCCGAGCUAGUGACUGAUUACGAUUGCUUUUCAGAAGAACCAAUUGAUUUUUAUUAUGAUUUUAAAUACACUCUUUUCAAAUAUGGUGAGGUCAAUUUUGAUUUUUCUGCAGUUAUUGAAAGCAUCAUUCAUCCUACUAACAGUACAGAUGGUUUAUUUACCGUUGACACUGCAAAAGGUAAUUAUGUUUUCUUCUUUUACUAUUCAAGGGUGAUAUAUAAGGUUUUGUUAAACAGCAGUGACACGGUCUCGUCUGCGAAAUUAAAUGGUUUAUUACCAUUGGUUGAAAGUCACGUAACUAACACUGUAAAGAAACAGGAAUCCACCGACAAGGAUUACCUAUCAUGUGCUAUUCUGCUUUCAGUAUUUAACAGAGGAAACUCUAAAGAUGCCAUGACCAAGUUAAGAACAUUGCUUGCAGCUCAGUUGAUUGGAAUUGGGGAAGUGGAACUUGUCAAUCGGGAGUUCAAAUCGUUAGUCCUUUUGAAUAAUUUGUUGGAUAUCCCAGAUGCAGAUAACAGUUUUGUUCCUAUAGCUCCGCAGCGGUUGAACAUGGUAUUCCGUUCAAUGCUAAAAUGGUUGGAUAGUGAUAUUGCCUAUGAGCCUGAUUUUGUCACUGUUAGGUUGGUACUACUUGAAUUUUUUACCAAGUUGAUGAAGUUUGAGGGCGUUAGAGAUUUGGGUGUAACAGCUUUUGAACUCUCAGAGAGAUUAUUGGCAGAUUCUCUAUCAAUGUGUCAACUUGAUGAUACUUUAUUUUUAUUGGAGCUGCGCUCUUCCUGCUUGGACUUAUAUAAUACGUUGUUGUUCAGCGUUUCCAAAAAUGGUAAAGAAAUUUCAGAAUAUAGCGAUGAGAUCCAGGAAAGUUUGAUUGAAUUGGUCUUUUUACACUUCAAAAAAGAAAGAAACAACCAAGUGUCAACACUUUUCUACCAGAAAUUGUACAAAGUCAUUUCCACCAUGGAACUUAAGUACUUAAAGCCGCAAUAUACAAGAAUAUUCGACGUUGUUUUACACGACCAGAGUGCUGAUGGUAACAUCAAUCAAUUAAGACUAUUAAUAACUUUGUUGGAUCCUUUGGUCGUAAAAAUACAGCAAGAUAUUAUAAUUGAGUAUGAGUUGAAGGUUCAAAAACAAAUUGGAUCAGAUGAGGAUGGUAAUACUUCUAAUAAUGCUUCAGAUAAUGAUGUAAACUCCAAAUUCAAACUUCCUCUAGAGUUGUUACAAAAAGUCAUCCAUGAAGUGCCAAAAGAAUAUCUUGAAUAUGAGGAUAAAAAGUUUUUUAUAAAAUACUUGUGGUAUUGGCAUUUGAUACUAAUGUAUUUCAAAGAUACAUCCUAUAAUAUGAGACAAUUAUUUAUAGAGCAGUUAAAGGAAGCUGAUUUGAUCAAUAAAGUGUUUGAUUUCAUUACAGAUCAAAUAGAUUUACGAGAUACUGACUUUUGGAAACAGGUUGAUUAUAAUGAGAUAUCAGGAUAUGACAUUAUUGGAAAUUAUUUCUCUCCUUACAAAGAAGAUAUAUUUGAAGAAUGUAAAAAACUGUUGGCUCAUACACUUUAUCAACUUUUCAAUAAUGUUGGUUCUUUGACGAGCAUUUGGUGGUUGAAUAUAAAGGAUAGAUCUUUACAAAAUGAUAUUGAAAAAUUUGUCUCACAAUUCAUCUCACCAAUACUGAUCAAAAACGAAUUCGACGAUAUCAAUAAAAAAAUGGACCGCCUGACGUCGAAUGAUGAUGCAUUGACUAUUAAAUCAAACAGUAUCACUAAUGAAGUGAAAGCAAGUUAUUUGAUUGAUGAACAAAAGUUAGAAAUCUCUUUUAAGCUACCAAAAAACUACCCUCUAACAAAUAUUCAGGUCUCUGGUGUCUCUAGAGUUGGUAUAAGUGAGCAAAAAUGGAAACAAUGGAUCAUGUCCACACAACAUGUGAUCACUGGUAUGAAUGGAUCUGUUCUGGAUUCGUUGGAGCUAUUUACUAAAAAUGUUCACUUGCAAUUUUCCGGAUUCGAAGAAUGUGCUAUAUGCUAUUCCAUACUACAUGCCGUGGAUAGAAAACUGCCUUCGAAGACAUGUCCUACUUGUAAGAAUAGGUUCCAUGGAGCAUGUCUUUACAAAUGGUUCAGGUCAUCGGGCAACAACACAUGCCCAUUAUGUCGUAGUGAAAUUCCAUUCAGAAGAUAA